Messenger RNA from Eupeodes corollae, 4541 nucleotides. RefSeq names its product enhancer of mRNA-decapping protein 4 homolog (gene Ge-1). Gene Ontology annotation, cellular component: P-body. Bases 253 to 4113 code for a protein of 1286 amino acids. The record is from RefSeq and is a predicted model, not a curated record. NCBI's taxonomy places the organism in Eukaryota, Metazoa, Arthropoda, Insecta, Diptera, Syrphidae. The transcript is spliced from 15 exons. Gene Ontology annotation, biological process: deadenylation-independent decapping of nuclear-transcribed mRNA. Gene Ontology annotation, molecular function: protein binding.
AUCAGACAAAUAAAAAAAAAAGAAACGGGGCGCUUGCCUAUGCGGUGAACUUUUAUUUUUUCACGAUAAAAACCACAAAAAUUCUUUUACAAAUUCAAUAGUGUUAACCCAAAACCAUAGUAAAUACUCCUCUUAAAAGAAGAGUCAUUCAACAUCUUCUUCCAAUUACUUUAAUAUCAAAUUUAAUCCUCCAAAUCUGCAAAAGUUAAAAUUCCAUUUGCAGCAAAGAUUUGUCCCAUAGCCAAAUGUGUUAUGUUAAUAGCGUUUCUAUCUGUUUUACUAUUAUUAAAAAAUACUUUUAGUUUUUAUUUUAACAAAAAAGAACAACAACAUCAUCCGGAGAAUUCAUCCAAGAACCAAGAAGUCACUAAGCCAAUAGAUAAUAAAAUGAGCAACUUCCUAACAAAAUCCAGCAGCGACAUCCUUUCGUCGAAUGUUAUUGUAUUUAAGUCGGGCGACAAACAGCAUUGCUAUGAGAUCAACGAACCGAACGUGACUAUUGUCGGAAGCGCCGGCAGUCAUGACCAUGGCAGUUCGAAAGUGAAACUUAAAAACAUAGUCGACUACAAAUGGGAGACAAAGAAUUAUCCAGGUCACUUAAUAGCGGUUCAUAUUGAUGGCAAACACAUAGCCUACGUUAUCAAUGUUAAUAACAAAAUCUCAAGAACUGAAGGUAUGGUUCGAGUGGUAAAUGCGACUUCGGGACUUCGAGCACUGAUCAAGGGAAUGUCCGGCGAAGUGUUGGAUCUGCAAUUUGCUCACAUCGAGAACGAACGAAUAUUGGCGUCGAUCGAUGCAUGUUCGUUGUAUGUCCAUAAAAUCGAUAUGAUCAGUGAGACAUUGGUGUGCAAUCUACUGAUCAAGAUCGAAGAUCCUCUGACUAAUUACACUCCAAAGUAUGACAAAAUCUCAUGGUGCCCGUAUGUGGAUUGUUCGAGCGAUGACGACGAAGAGAGCAAUCAGUUGAUUGUGUGGGCCAGAGGCAGCAUUUAUCAGUGUUUCAAUGUGAACACCAUCAAUGUCAACUAUGGGCAGAUUGGCAAAUUUUGUCCCACAGACAUAGCCACUGGUUAUCUUAAAUUCUACGAACCUACUUUAGUUAUAACAUGGGUAGCCCUAUCACCCGAUGGUACAACUCUAGGCGUUGGCGGUGAAGAUGGUAUUAUUCGUUUCUAUCAGAUUUGGUCGCAGGUGUAUUUUCACGAAAAAGAACCAAGAUGUUUGCAUCAAUGGAAACCUCAUGGUGGCAAACCGAUUUCAUCGUUUUUCUUUUUGGAUAAUUUAACAAAAACAUCAUCAGAUUCAUAUUGGAAAUAUGCCCUAACUGGUGCCGAUGACAAUACAGAGUUCAAGAUUUGGGACUGCGGUUCGUGGGAGUGUUUGCAAACAAUCAACAUUAAGACAAGCGAAGAUAAAAAGCUGAAAUUCAUCGCUGAGAUCGAUAGAACCUCGUCGUAUUUAGUUAUAUCAAAUUUAGAUACUCGUGUCAUGUAUGUCCUGCAGAUUAUAACCGCUCCCGACGGUACACCUUCCUUGGAUAUGAAUGCAACAACAACUGGAGGUGGUGUUGUUGGUUCAGCUAACAACUCGAUCAUAGUGACCAACAAUGACCAAGUUAAGAAAAAGACCUUCGGAGUGUGUGUGAAGAGUGUUUCGGAGUUUCCCCUAUCAUCACCGAUUCUCAGUUUUUCAAUUGUUGAUGCUGCCGUUCGUCGUUACAAAUGCGCAAAUGACAAUUAUUUAGUCGAUGAAAUGGAUGACUACGAUGAGGAGACAAAUUCUAUUUAUUGUGUUGUUGUUCGAAUGUUUAUUGUGCAACCGAAAAGCGUACAAGAAUGUCAUAUUCUCUAUCAGCCAACUGUGGACGAGAAUACCGAUGUAAAAAGCAGUAUUUCCAAUGAUAGUACAAAGGAAUUUAUAGAAAAUUCAAGUGAAAAAUCAAAUGAUAAGGACUUGGAUAAUGUGGCUGUGCAGCAAGCAAUUAGUGUUGGUGGCGGUGGUGGUGGUGUAGUAAAAAGCGAGAAAGGACCGUUGGAGGCACUUUUCGAUCGUGUAUCAUCAUCAUCUACUGCUCAGGCAAAUGUGGUUGGCGUUGACAAGACUGAUUCUCCAAACCCGUCACCACAUUUGUCAACUAGUAGUCAUAAGAGUUUUACACAGGUUAAUUUGAUGACACCAGAUGCAUUUAGUUCAUCAUCAACUGGAAAGAAAAGUCCGGAAAUUGUAAGCUCUGAAGUUUUAAAUACAAUUCUUAUGUUGGCAAGUGUAACAGGAUCAAAUACAUCUGCCAAUAAACCUGACAACAUGAACUUAUUGAAUUUAAGAAAUAAUAAAAUUAUAGAAGAUCAAGAACAACAAAAAAUAAAGCAGUCUAUGGAAACUCACAAGAAGUUCAUGGCAAUUGAAAAUAGUUCAAAUCGCAAUAACAUAGAUAAUCUAACAAGUGGAAAUUCCAGUCCCAGUCGUGAAGUUCAAGAAAUUAUGUCACUACAGGAUUACGAUUGUCGAAAGAGUUCAUAUAGUGGUGAUGAAACAGAUCAAGGCAAACCUAAAAAUGGGCCUUCUACGAAAAUUAUCAAUAAAUUGCCUGAAAAUCAAAAUGAAACAUUUACAGAAACUGAAAAGAAGAUUCCACCUCCAACAGCGACAAUCAUGACUAGCAUAUGGCCAAAAGUGCCAGAUGUUCGCACAGUUAAGAAACACUCGACUGAACUUCAAAAUUCCGAAAACCUCAUAACAACUUCAGAGCCAAACAACGAUUUGAGCGAUAUCAAUAUGAAAAUGAGUAAAAUUUUAGAUUUAGUUCAAAAGCAAUCGGUUCAAAUCAAAGUUCUUCAAAACGAAAUCACCGAACUGAAAGAAGGCAAUAUCCAAAACUCCUUCAAAGAUAUGAAAGACUUUUCGUUUAAAGUUGAAAUGCAACUAUCCAAACUAAUGGAAUCAUAUUUAAAACGCUACGAGAACGAACACAAAAAGAAACUAAGUGCGUUCCUAGCUGGCAGGGAAGCUCAAAAUCGUGAACUUCGUGAUACAUUUGUGCAGCUUAUUAACCAAUUUACACUCACCCGCUUGACCGAAGUGAUUUCCAAAGUAAUCACUAUUGAAAUUCAAAGACAAAUAAUGCCUAUGUUAUCUGCAAAGAUUGAUGGACUGCAACAACAAAUUCAAAUGGACGUAGCCAAUAAGUUGGCUGCUUUCGAUAUGAUGCUGAAGGAUAAUAUAGCUCAUGUGUGUAAGAGUAAGAAUAUCAUUGAUGCAUUUGGAAAAUCUGUAUUAGUUGGAGUUCAGGGAAGUCUUCAGAGUGCUUUUGUUGAAUCUAUGUCAAGUACAUUAAUACCGGCGUAUGAAAAAUCCUCACAAAAUAUGUUCAAACAAUUGCACGAAGCUUUCUCUGUGGGUAUUAAAGAAUUUAUGGAGCAAUUUGAUAAUUAUUUAUCACAUCUUCAACCAAUGCAAGACUCAACUGAAGAGAUUUUAAAUAAAUUCUCAGGAUUUAGACAACAUUUGGAUUCGAUAUUAAUAAAACAUCGAAAUACUGUACAAGAAUCGAUGUUGGAUACGAAAAAAGACGUUAAACAUAUGGAAAUAAUGUUAACGAGACAAAUAGCAGAAGUUGUGCGAAGUGAAGUACGCAAAGGCUUUGAAUCUCAGACUGCAGCCCUACGCUCACAAGCCACAACACCGGCUCCAUCAAUCUAUGACAUUAAAGAUCAAAUAAAACUCCUUCUUAGCACAGGUCAAAUAAAUAAAGCUUUUCAUCAAGCCCUUCUAGCCAACGAUCUAUCCCUGGUAGAAUUUACACUCCAGCGAGCCGAUCACAAUGCAGUAUUUCAUCCUUGUUGUCUCGAGCAAAAGGUUUUACUUUCUCUCAUUCAACAAAUUUCAGCUGAUAUGAGUAAUCACAAUGAAGUCAAGCAAAAUUAUUUAGCGGAUGCAAUUUUAAGCAUAAAUCCAAAUGAUCCAAUCACAAGAGAACAUGCCCCUAAAGUAAUGCAAGAGCUAUAUCGUAAUUGCCAAGCAUUCCUAUUAACUCAAACCAAGAACCCUCAAUGUAGUAAUGUUCGUAUGCUUAUGAAGGCAAUUCAGGGAUUAAGCACAGAGAAAUCCUACUGAUAGCGAAAAAUUGAAAUAUUAUAUUUUACUAUUUUUAUUUUUUUUUUUAAAUUAAAAUUGACGAAGAAUAAUUAUUAUUUUCCAUUUAUCAUUUUCUUUCAUUAGUUUUUUCUUUUAAUCAUGUACUUGACCAAUUAUCUUUUUGUGUAUUGUUUUGUUAACUUUUAUUUUUCUUUUCUUUUUCGUCAAAAUCAAAUUUAGUUACUUUUUUCCAUUUUAACUGUGAACAAACGAGACGUAUUGUCUAAAAAAAUAUUUAAGCAUUGUUGUGCUGAAUCAAAAAUAAUAAUUAUAAAAAAAAAAGAAAACAAAAAGUUAUUAACUUGCGAAUAAAAGUUUUGUAAUGUAGCCACUUUAAGCAAUUGAAAAAAAAAAUAAAUAAACUUUGUAAAAUGUAAAAAUAACAUUAAAAAAGAAACAAAAAAAUA